AUGGUCCGCAGAGCAGUGUUUGCCAGAGCUAUUUCUUCAGAUGAGGACAUUCAGGAGACCAUUUUGGAAAGCCUUGACUCCCACGAGGAUUCCCACACUCCACCUUUCAUUAGAGCAGCAGAUGGUUUGUCUGUGGAGGAAAUGGCAGGCAUCCUCUCUGCUCACAGUGAGUGUGGUGGUCCCACCCUCAAGGACAAUCUUCAUAAGCAGGAAGGUGGUGUGGAAAACUGCAUAGAAGAUGCCAUCGAUGAAGGUGGGCCAAGAAGGGAGUUCUUCAGGCUCCUUGGAAAGGCCAUUUUUGAGAACAGUGGAGGCUUUCAAGAGAUGAGCAAUGGAUUUGUUCCAAAAGUAAAUGUCAGCCUCAUACGCAAGGGCACUUUCCAAGUCAUCGGACAGAUGCUCGCCACCAUUAUAGUUCAAGGAGGUCAAGCACCAUCCUUUUUCGCUCCAUCAAUGGUGGAUUACAUUUUGUCUGGGGACAUGAGACAAACCCAAGUGCACCUGGAAGACAUUCCUGAGGUGGAUGUCAGGGAAUCACUGCGUAAGAUUGAAAUGUCUGCCAAUGAAGCAGAGCUUCAGGAGGCACUUGAUGGCUGCGAGUGGCGCUACACCAUUGAAGGAUGGCCAAGUGCAAUAUCAUUAAACGCCAAAUCGGACUUCGUUCGAGCCGCCACAGAAUACUGGGGAAUUGUGCACAGGAAACCAUGCCUGGAUGAGCUCAUUUGUGGCUUGUCUCAUUAUGGGGUACUGGACCUUCUUCGACAGCACUGAGGCAUGAGGGCUUUAUUGGAUCUUCAGCGCCUGUCCAGCAAUGUGGACACCGUGGCCGGUCUUUUUAAGCCCUCAUAUUCG
Neoarius graeffei (lesser salmon catfish) is the source of this 852-nucleotide messenger RNA. RefSeq lists its product as uncharacterized. Gene Ontology annotation, molecular function: ubiquitin-protein transferase activity. NCBI's taxonomy places the organism in Eukaryota, Metazoa, Chordata, Actinopteri, Siluriformes, Ariidae. Bases 1 to 771 code for a protein of 256 amino acids. The record is from RefSeq and is a predicted model, not a curated record. The transcript is spliced from 8 exons.